UCAGGAUAUCGUAAUGAAAUAUUAUCUAAACUUGAGCUGUUUCCAGCAAAAGAUCACAUUGAAACCCGAGUGGGGAAAAAUGUCACCAUUAUCUGCAGAGGCACGGGCCCUGUGACGUGGCACUGGGAACACUUGCCAUUUUCAAACCACAGCAGGAUGGACGUAGAAGAGCAUCGAUGUAAGAAGCAAAGUGAAGCUCAUCUUACAUGCAGCUACUUAAAACUCACCAAAGCCGAAGUAAAAGACACAGGUUACAUCACUUGCCUUUAUAAACACCAAACCAAGAGUAGUCUGCGACUUCAAGCUAGAAUUUACUUGUAUGUUAAAGAUUAUACACAACCCUUUCUGGAGAUGAAUACAGCUACCCCAGGAGCUGCAAUCAUGGAUGUUAAAGCGAAUGAACUAGUUGUCCCUUGUCGCGUUAGUGCACCGGAAUUCAAGGUCACCUUACAGUAUUACUUUGAUAAAUCUGAAGUCAACCAGCCUGGAAUGGAAUGGGAUCCAAAGAUUGGAUUUACAAUCUCAUCACCUCAUUACAGUCUCAGUGAGAUUGUGCAAUGUGUCACUACAGUCAAAGGGAAGCACUUUGAAACUCGGUUCUGGAAACAAAUCAUA
Messenger RNA from Staurois parvus, 615 nucleotides. NCBI's taxonomy places the organism in Eukaryota, Metazoa, Chordata, Amphibia, Anura, Ranidae. The record is from the annotation of a GenBank genome assembly.